Messenger RNA from Pan troglodytes (chimpanzee), 1960 nucleotides. RefSeq names its product syndecan binding protein 2 (gene SDCBP2). Bases 612 to 1490 code for a protein of 292 amino acids. Gene Ontology annotation, molecular function: protein binding. Gene Ontology annotation, cellular component: cytoplasm; plasma membrane. The record is from RefSeq and is a predicted model, not a curated record. The transcript is spliced from 9 exons. NCBI's taxonomy places the organism in Eukaryota, Metazoa, Chordata, Mammalia, Primates, Hominidae.
UCCUUAAAUGCCUUUAAUAGCUCUGUGAUCUUCCACAGACAAUGAUUUAUUCAAGCAGACCACAGAGAUGGGCAUUUGGGAUUUCUACAUUUUCCUUACUAGAAGCAGCAGUGAUGGAUGGGCCCUGUGACUCCACUGUAACAAAUUCCUAGAAGAAAUGCUGGGUCACAGGAUAUGACCACUUUUUAAUAUCCUGGCCUAGACCCCUAGAUACCUAUCACCAACCGCCCUCUAGCCAACUGCCUCGAUCAGCAGGACUAGAUGUCCAACCCAAAUUUAGAGCUCUUUAAGAAAAGGCCAAGAAGUCUUGGUUCACAACCUUCUGAACAGCAGCUGUGAGGGCCUUAAUCCCACCUCCAAAUCUAGACUAAGGCCAAAGGCCUCCUCUGGGCUGCCAACCUGCCUUGUUUACCCAGCCACAGCCUUCACCUGUGCCCAUCCCAGUCCAAGGUGAGUCAGCUGAACAGGAGACAGGCACCACCCUUCCCAGAGCAGGAAGCCAGCUGAGAGACCGGGCUACGUUUCAGGGAGGGAAACAGAUUCAGCAGCGGCAGCGGCUGGAGAAGGUCGUGGAGCAGCACCUGGCCUGCAGGGUGUUCCGAGAAUCAGCCAUGUCAUCCCUGUACCCAUCUCUAGAGGACCUAAAAGUGGACCAAGCCAUUCAGGCCCAGGUCAGAGCCUCACCCAAGAUGCCAGCCCUGCCAGUCCAGGCAGCAGCCAUUUCCCCACCACCAGUUUUGUACCCAAACUUGGCAGAACUGGAAAAUUAUAUGGGUCUUUCCCUCUCCAGCCAAGAAGUCCAGCAGAGCCUGCUUCGGAUUCCAGAGGGUGACAGUACAGCGGUCUCGGGCCUCGGGCCCCGCCAGAUGGUGGCACCGGUAACCGGGUACAGCCUGGGCGUGCGGCGAGCUGAGAUCAAGCCCGGGGUGCGCGAGAUCCACCUGUGCAAGGACGAGCGCGGCAAGACCGGGCUGAGGCUGCGGAAGGUGGACCAGGGGCUCUUUGUGCAGUUGGUCCAGGCCAACACCCCAGCAUCCCUUGUGGGGCUGCGCUUUGGGGACCAGAUCCUGCAGAUUGACGGGCGUGACUGCGCCGGGUGGAGCUCGCACAAAGCCCAUCAGGUGGUGAAGAAGGCAUCAGGCGAUAAGAUUGUCAUGGUGGUUCGGGACAGGCCGUUCCAGCGGACUGUCACCAUGCACAAGGACAGCAUGGGCCACGUCGGCUUCGUGAUCAAGAAGGGGAAGAUUGUCUCUCUGGUCAAAGGGAGUUCUGCGGCCCGCAAUGGGCUCCUCACCAACCACUACGUGUGUGAGGUAGACGGGCAGAAUGUUAUCGGGCUGAAGGACAAAAAGAUCAUGGAGAUUCUGGCCACGGCUGGGAACGUUGUCACCCUGACCAUCAUCCCCAGUGUGAUCUACGAGCACAUGGUCAAAAAGUUGUCUCCAGUCCUGCUCCACCGCACCAUGGACCACUCCAUCCCAGAUGCCUGAAGCCACUGGAGGGCAGGGCAGGCAGGGGGGGGCUUCCCGCCCUCCUGCAGCAAAGGGCAACCACCCUCGGAUGAUGAUGGGUUGCAGCCGGCCUGCUGCUUAAGGUGGGGGCUGCCAUGAGGGGGGCGUGUCCAGGAAGGUGACCAUGGGAUGGCUUAUACACACAGUCCUCCUUGGAGCCUCAGACUCCAAGCUGGGCUGAGGCUCAGGCAGGGCCCACAGGCAGCCGAUUCUCUUGUGCUGAUUUAAAUGCUGGACACGGAGGCAGGCUGUUUAAACACUGCUUAAAGUCGCAACUGGGCCCCUUUCAAGAAAUUUUGCUCUACCAGGAAAACAGUUACACAUUUUAAGAGAACAGAGCUACGUUCUUUGUGAGAGCUUUUUCCUUGCCUUGACUUGCUCUUUGUCACAGACUGCAUAAGUUGUCAGCCUUGACUACCUUUUGAAUAAAGAUUUGAUUUUAAACAAAA